AUGGCUGCAGUGCCACCCAAACAUCUUUGCAUUCCGACUAUCAAGCCUUAUGCAGGAACUAUUGACCCGAUGGAUCACCUGGAUCUUUUUACUUCCCACAUGAUGGUGCAGGAUGCAUCCGAUGUGAUGUGGUGCAGAGUCUUCUUGGCCACAUUGGAAGGGAACGCGCGCACCUGGUAUUCAAAUCUGGCCCAUCACUUAAUAGCCAACUUUGCGCAGCUUCAGAGUAGCUUUCUGGCUCACUUUGCGCCUCUUCAGAGGCAUCGAAGGUCCACUAUGGCCCUCGUCAACCUAAAGCAGAAGCAAGGCGAAUCCUUGAAGGAUUUUGUCUCGAGACCAUUCACUCAGUCGUUGGCCAAAACUCCCCCGCUUAAGUUCACGGAUAUCUUGGGCCAGGCAACAAAGUAUAUUAAUGUUGAGGAGGUGAUGCAGGCGAAAAGAGCCAAAUACACUGAGAAGAAAGAGAAAAAGAAGCAUUCCGAAGAAAAUAAGAGUGAAGGUAGAAGGGAGGAUCGAAGUGAGAAGUGCCGCCCUCGGUGGGAAUCGAGUAGUUUCACUCCCCUGAAUGCUCCUAGGGCAGAGAUCCUUGUCACUAUUGAGGGAAAGGACUAUUUGAAGAAGCCAUUGCCCAUGUGGGCACAGUUCAAUAAGAGGAAUCGAAAUAAGUAUUGUCGCUUCCACCGAGAUUAUUGUCAUGAUAUAGAGGAAUGCCAUCAGUUGAAGGAGGAGAUCAAGGAGAUCCAGGAGCUCAUCAAUCGGGGUUUCCUCAAGAGUUUUAUGGCCAGGGAGGCGGAUCCCCGAAAGGGGCGAGAGCCUAGAUUGCACGGAAACGAAAACGGGAGACGUUUCUGA
Molecule: messenger RNA, 852 nt
Organism: Diospyros lotus (date-plum)
Lineage: Eukaryota; Viridiplantae; Streptophyta; Magnoliopsida; Ericales; Ebenaceae
Exons: 2
Coding region: 1-852 (283 amino acids)
Source: RefSeq, a predicted model, not a curated record